CGCCAUAGCGAUGUGCGUACAUAGAUGUAAGACCUGCCUUCGACCGUGUUAACGUUCUGCGUUCUCUCAAAAUUAUGUCGAUACAACUCGUUGACAAAACUUAGAGAAUGCUAUAACUCUCUUCAUCCAUCAUGCUUAGCCGCCUUCAAGAGCUAAAAAAGGAAGAGGAGACUCUUCUGAAGAUUAAAGUCAUGUUGCAAGAUCAGCUCAACAGACUUAAGUUUGAGGAGGGGGCGUUAAAGUCAAUGAUCAACGCCCAGUCUGAGGAAAACACAACAGAGCCUGCUGCCCCUGAGGCUGAAGUUAACCCAGAUGACGAGAGGGAGAUUAAUCAGACCAAACUGGUUUUGGGCGCACCGGUUGACUAUGACAUGGAGGAGGAGGAAGAGGAAGAAGAUGAAGAUGACGAAGAAGACGAUGACCUGGAGAUGGUGCUUGAGGAUGAGGAGGAAGAAGAUGAUUACUGAAGUUACACAAGAAUGACAUGAGGGAGCUGUCAUUUUGACCUAGGUUUAGGCCUUUUUCCUUCUAAACAGCAUGCCAAAUGACGUCUGUUUAAAGAAGCUGUAAUAGUUUCAGUGUUUGAGGUGGUUGUUACUUUGUGCAAAUUCUAGGUUCACACAUCUUUAAAAAUCACCAGUAAUAUGGUGUGUAGCAAGAAUAGCAGGUACUACAAUGUCCAUCCUCUAGUACUGUAAUGUAAGCCUAUGCUAUUAACUUAGAUUUUUAGUAGGUGUGCAGAGUUUUAGACUACCACAAGUUAAUAUUUUAUUACAGUUUAUGGAAAACACCAUUAUGUCAAAGAGAGUAUGUCUUAAAAUGGUAUUGCUAGGAGACUGAAUGUACUGCUCUGGACCUGUGGUGCAGUGAUAUGUAUAUGUUGCUUCCUGUAAAUGCUAUGAUUCCACUGAAGAGAUGUGUUUAAUCAAGCCCUAAAGAGAUGGAGUAUGUUUGUGUAGAUAUUUAUUUGUAACGCAUGGGGAAAAUGUCUUACUGAGCCAGUGACAGUAAUAACUGUAUUUAUGAUUUCCCUGCCCUAAGGAGUGUUGUGAAGAAUACUCUGUCAGUAAAGCACAAAAGGAGAGAAAAACCGUUUUGUCAUGGUAUGCUACAAAUGGAAAUUUUGGUCCAUGGGAAUGUUGAUUUCAGUUCUAGGACUUAAGUUGCCUCAGUUGUAUUAAAUAUGUGAAUAAACCAAAAUUGUU
This is a messenger RNA of Chanos chanos (milkfish), 1205 nucleotides long. It is a transcript of the gene snapc5, whose product is annotated as small nuclear RNA activating complex, polypeptide 5. The record is from RefSeq and is a predicted model, not a curated record. The coding region runs from base 132 to 467 and encodes 111 amino acids. The transcript has 4 exons. Gene Ontology annotation, biological process: transcription initiation at RNA polymerase III promoter; transcription by RNA polymerase II. Lineage: Eukaryota; Metazoa; Chordata; Actinopteri; Gonorynchiformes; Chanidae. Gene Ontology annotation, cellular component: nucleus.